This is a messenger RNA of Erigeron canadensis, 2339 nucleotides long. Its product is annotated as DEAD-box ATP-dependent RNA helicase 37-like. Lineage: Eukaryota; Viridiplantae; Streptophyta; Magnoliopsida; Asterales; Asteraceae. The coding region runs from base 249 to 2150 and encodes 633 amino acids. The transcript has 7 exons. The record is from RefSeq and is a predicted model, not a curated record. Gene Ontology annotation, cellular component: nucleus. Gene Ontology annotation, molecular function: ATP binding; RNA helicase activity; RNA binding.
UCCUCAUCAUUGUCCCAAAAACUUGUAUCUGAAAUAUAGCUCACCCUUUUUAUUAGGGUUUCUUCUUCUGAUUCUGAUUUCAACUGAAUUUCUCCUUUUAUUCACUUACAUCAACAAUUCAGUUAUUGAAAGAAUUUUCUUGAUUCGUCUCGUGUUGGGAAAUAUCUGGAAGCAACGUUAAUUUAUUGCGGUUCUGUGGUUCUUUUUGAGAUAUUGUGGUUAAGGUUGAGGAUUGAUAGUUUCAAGUCAUGAGUACUUCAUGGGCGGACACAGUUGAGAAUGCAGCUUUAGGGUCUGAAAGUAACGGGGUUGGUGGGGCGGCAGCGGCUUCCGGCAAGCCUGCUUAUGUCCCACCUCAUCUUCGUAAUAGGUCGGCUGUACCAGCUCAGGUAGCUGGCCCAGCUGCAUCACAUGGUGGUGGACCUCCUGUAAACGAUCGGUUAGGGCAUAGUGGGCAGACAAGUGGGUCAAGAUGGGCAGCUCCUAGUCAAAGGUUUGAAAAUGGGAGGCCCGGAUAUGGUACUGGCAGUCGUGGUGGAGGAGGAAGGGGUUGGGGAAAUAGAGGUGGUGGCUGGGGUGGUAGAGAUGUGGAGGUUAAUCCUUUUGGUAAUGAUGAUAUAGAUAGUCCUGAGGAGAUUGCAUCCGAGCAAGCAAGUGGCGGCAUCAACUUUGAUGCUUAUGAAGAUAUUCCCGUGGAAACUAGUGGUGAAAAUGUGCCACCUCCAGUUAAUACUUUUGCAGAGAUAGAUUUAGGUGAGGCUCUAAAUCUUAAUAUUAGAAGAUGCAAAUAUGUAAAACCGACACCUGUACAGCGUUACACAAUUCCCAUUUCUCUUGCGGGACGGGAUUUGAUGGCAUGUGCGCAGACUGGGUCAGGGAAGACGGCAGCAUUUUGCUUCCCUAUAAUCAGUGGGAUUUUGAAGGGGCAAUUUGCACAGAGACCACGUGGUACCAGGACCGCUUUUCCCCUUGCUCUGAUUAUAUCCCCUACAAGGGAGCUCUCCUUUCAGAUACACGAGGAGGCACGGAAGUUUUCUUAUCAGACGGGUGUCAAGGUGGUGGUUGUUUAUGGAGGAACCCCAAUUAACCAACAGUUAAGAGAGAUCGAGAGAGGAGUUGAUAUACUUGUCGCCACUCCAGGAAGGUUAGUUGAUUUACUGGAAAGGGCAAAAGUGUCACUACAAAUGAUAAGGUAUUUAGCCCUUGACGAGGCAGAUCGGAUGCUGGAUAUGGGUUUUGAGCCACAAAUCAGAAAAAUUGUGCAGCAAACAGACAUGCCUCCUCCAGGUGCAAGACAAACAAUGUUGUUCAGUGCCACAUUUCCUAGUGAAAUCCAGAGACUGGCAUCUGAUUUUCUUUCGAAUUAUAUAUUUUUGACCGUGGGUCGUGUUGGUUCAAGCACCGAUUUGAUUGUCCAACGGGUGGAAUUUGUUCAAGAAGUUGACAAGAGAAGCCAUCUUAUGGACCUUCUUCAUGCUCAGAAGGAAAAUGAUACUCAUGGCAAGCAAGCUCUUACAUUAGUUUUUGUUGAGACAAAAAAGGGAGCCGAUUCACUUGAAUACUGGUUGUAUAGUAAUGGGUUUCCUGCUACUACGAUCCAUGGUGAUAGAACACAGCCGGAAAGGGAGCAAGCACUGAAAUCGUUCAAGAGCGGAAAAACACCGAUUUUAGUUGCAACCGAUGUGGCAGCACGUGGUCUUGAUAUUCCACUUGUUGCCCAUGUUGUGAACUUUGACCUUCCUAAUGAUAUCGAUGACUACGUGCACAGAAUAGGACGAACAGGGCGAGCCGGGAAGACAGGAUUAGCAACAGCUUUCUUUAACGAGAACAAUGUGUCACUAGCAAAAUCACUAGCUGACUUGAUGCAGGAAGCUAAUCAAGAGGUACCUGCAUGGCUUACUCGAUAUGCCAGCCGGGUGUCAUACGGUGGAGGCAAGAACAAACGGGGAGGAGGACGUUUUGGUGGCCGUGAUUUUCGGAAGGAUAACUCCUAUAGCGGUGGAGGUGGAUAUGGAAGCUAUGGUGGUGGUUAUGGUGGCGGCAAUAGUGGAGGUGGAUAUGGCGGGGGCUAUGGAGGUGGUAACAGUGGAGGUGGAUAUGGUGGUGGCUAUGGUGGUGGUAGUGGCGGUGCACCUAGUGCUUGGGAUUAGUCAAUUGGAAUGUAUUGGUUCAUUUGUUUGAGUCGGUACAUACAUCAUUUUUCGCAGGAGUUAAGGACUAUAUAAUGUUUUAAAUUGGUCAUGUAUCAAAUUUUGUCUUAACAUGUUCUUUCUUGGAUCAUAAAGUAUCAAGUAAUAAACAAAUUGGCCCCAUAAAUUUGUAGCUUUUUCUUUCUUAAA